Molecule: messenger RNA, 1842 nt
Organism: Vicia faba (fava bean)
Lineage: Eukaryota; Viridiplantae; Streptophyta; Magnoliopsida; Fabales; Fabaceae
Source: the annotation of a GenBank genome assembly
AUGUUACCUGAGAUAUCUGAUUCAAACAUGCUUUUAUAUUUACCUGAUGAUGUUUUUGCUAUAAUUUCUCGAUCUUUUUCACCUAGAGAUAUAUGUAAUCUGAGUUUAUGCUGCAAGAGCUUGAAUUCUCUUGUGGCUUCUGAGAAAAUCUGGUUGACUCAGUGUGAAGUUUUGGAGAUAGUGUCUCAUAAGGAUCUUGUUGAGUGGAGAAAGGGUGUGUCUUGUUACAAGGCACUUUGUCGUUUUCUGUUGAAAGUUCAACCUUUGAUUGGGAUAUGGGUUCAUCAGAAUCCGGAGCUAGGGAACGUUGUGUAUGUGAUGCCUGGUUUUGUUUCUGUUGUUGGUUGUAGGAUUAUUCCUCAAGAGGUUGGGCCGUUAGGUAUGGAGGACGGUCCGAUUCUAUGGGCGUCUGUUUUUGAAGUUGUUGCUGAUUUUGAUGGUUCGACGAUGUUUUUCCUUCAUGGAAGGGAGAAGGGUGUUGAUUAUGUUUAUCCUGGUUUGGCUAAGUCGAUCGAUAAAUUUUGUAAUGUAUUGUUGCUCGAGGUUGAGCCGGAGAAAUAUAAAAAAGAUGGUUCUUUGUUGCAGAGUAAGAGUUUUGUGCAUUCGUCGGGUUUGGAGUUGUCUAGGAAGGUUGGUAGGUCAAAUAGUGAUAUUUGUAGGGCAAAAAUUGCGAGUGAGGGAAAUGUUAGUUUUAGCAAAUUAGCUUUUUCUGAUAGAAGUAAGUUGCUUGAGGUUACUACUAGCCAAGUUCGACAAAAGGUUUCGGAUGCGUUGAUAGGACCGUUGUUUCCUAGGUUGAGGGAUGAUGAGGAGAAUUUUCAGAAAGAUUUGGUGCUCUUGAGAGAAAGAACAGUAGUCCUUAGACAAAUGUACAGGCUUUGUUGUAGUGAGAAUGAGAUUGACUAUAAGGCAAAUUCACAAGAGGUAGACUUCGAUGAUAAACCUUCCAGGGCCGUGCCUGAUUCUCUGUUUGAGGAGGAUGGUGGCGCACAAUGCGUCAAGAGAAAAGGAAUUCGCGGAUAUUUCUGGAAUAGUCUUAAACAUAUUCUAGGAAGAUCAAAUUCAGUUAAUGACAGUCAUUCGGCUUCCAGGAAGCUUACUACAAGCGGUGAGAUUAGGCAUGCUAGACUUCAAGAGUUUCUUAGAUCGAGUGAAUCGAUAAGGCUAAACUUGAAUGCCUCAAAUAUGAAACUAUCCUCUUAUAGAGCAUGGCCGAAUAUGCAUGAUAGUAGGUAUGCACUUUACAAGUUACCUUUGCGAGUUCCCGGUGCUGACCAAGAAUAUGCUGGAUUAUGGGGAGGUGCUUUUGGUUGGCCUCCAGGGAAGCCUUCCGAAGACAAAUCUGGAAAGGCUUUGUUUUUUCUUCUCCUCUCUUAUGAGGAGUUUCAGGGUCAACAACUUCUCAUUGCAACCAAAAUAUUGGAAGGCACACACUAUGUCUUGCAUCCUAAUGGUUCAGCAAUGUUUAUAGCCAACAUCAACGAAUCUUCAUCGGAACCUUUUCCUUGGAACACUGAUGCAGAUUCAUUGCCGGUGAAUAUCAAGCAUGCUUUCACCGGAGAGGGUAUUGCAAAUGGUUACGGGUUUAGAUAUCCUGGAUCAAAGCCGGGCUCGCUCUUUGUUUUUCAUAAUGGCGUAAUUGCAUUCAUUUGGAAGGAAUCAAGGGCUGUGUUGACCUUGCAAAGACUUAACUUGCAAGAACUUUUGAAGAAGGGUGAAAGGAUACCUUCUCUGCUUCCCGUUGCCAAUUUUUCAUAUCUGACAAAGUCCUACUCGAAUGUGUUUGCCGGCAUUCCCACCUCUUCCAAUUCUUUGUCUUCGCCAAGGAAAGGACGAUGCUAG